Aspergillus nidulans FGSC A4 is the source of this 4800-nucleotide messenger RNA. RefSeq names its product ubiquitin-binding serine/threonine protein kinase VPS15. Gene Ontology annotation, biological process: macroautophagy; late endosome to vacuole transport. The coding region runs from base 1 to 4800 and encodes 1599 amino acids. The record is from RefSeq and is a predicted model, not a curated record. NCBI's taxonomy places the organism in Eukaryota, Fungi, Ascomycota, Eurotiomycetes, Eurotiales, Aspergillaceae. Gene Ontology annotation, molecular function: transferase activity; kinase activity; ATP binding. Gene Ontology annotation, cellular component: nucleus. The transcript is spliced from 3 exons.
AUGGGUCAAGGCUACUCCCUCACGACCCUCUCUGCGGGUUCGGCGGGGAUCGAUAUUCCCGAGCUGUCCGACCUGACAUAUGAGAAAUCUAUGGGUGGCGGCCGGUUCAUGAAGAGUAUUCGAGCAAGGCAAAAGAAUGGCUUAGUCUUUGUAAAGGUAAUCAUGAAGCCUUACCCGAGUAUGAAGCUUGAGCCAUAUGUCAGAGCUAUUAUCCGGGAACGCAAGCUCUUAUCAGAUAUUCCAAAUGCGUUGGCAUAUCAGAGAAUACUCGAAACGAGUACUGGGGGUUACCUCGUUCGUCAGUACAUCCACAGCUCGCUCUAUGAUCGCAUGAGUACUCGACCUUUUCCAGAGGACAUUGAGAAGAAAUGGAUCGCUUUCCAACUCCUCUGUGCUCUCAGGGAUUGCCAUGCGGUUGAUGUCUUCCACGGUGAUAUCAAGACAGAAAAUGUCUUGGUCACGGCCUGGAACUGGGUGUACCUCUCAGAUUUCUCCUCUUCUUUCAAACCUACCUUUCUCCCGGAGGACAACCCUGCCGACUUUUCGUUCUAUUUUGACACAUCCGGACGUCGAACUUGCUACCUGGCUCCGGAACGGUUCCUUGUCGCCAACGAGGAGCCAGGGAGUAGGAACGUGAACUGGGCCAUGGACAUAUUCAGCGCUGGCUGUGUCAUUGCCGAGUUAUUCUUGGAGUCGCCCAUAUUCACACUGAGUCAGAUCUACAAGUACAGAAAAGGUGAAUACAGUCCCGAGCAUAGCCAGCUAGCCAAGAUUGAAGAUCCCGAAAUACGCGCUCUGAUCCUCCAUAUGAUCCAACUCGACCCUGAAUCCAGAUACUCGGCAGAGGAAUAUUUGAACUUCUGGAAGAUCAAGGCAUUCCCCGAAUAUUUUUACAGCUUUCUACACCAAUACAUGUCCCUCAUGACCGACCCUUCUUCUGGUAGGACGCAAGUUGAGGCUGGGUCGGCAAAUCGAGGAGAAGCCGAUGACAGGAUAGAGCGGGUUUAUCUGGACUUUGACAAGAUAUCCUCUCUUUUAGGUGCGCACCUUGAGCCCGGCAAAGACGGGUCCUUGAGCACAACUUCUAAGCUUACAAGCGGUACCUUCCCUGUGGAGCUUGACCUGCCGCGUUACAAAUACUCGGAUCGCACGUCAACUGAUGACGGGGUGCUGAUCUUCCUGACGCUUGUUGUAUCCAGUCUCCGCAGCACUUCCAAAUCAUCAGCCCGAAUCAAAGCUUGUGAUAUCCUUCUUGCAUUCGCAGAGAGGCUAUCCGACGAAGCAAAGUUAGACCGCAUUCUCCCGUACAUCAUGAUCCUGCUCAAUGACCGAACGGACUCUGUGAAGAUCGCGGCGAUACGGUCUCUUGCACGGCUUUUGGAGAUGGUCCAAGUUGUCUCGCCCGUCAAUGCAUAUCUCUUCUCCGAAUACAUCUUUCCGAGACUACAACCGUUUGUUCCAAACGCAAACUCACAGCCCAGUCCGGCUGUACGUGCCGCGUAUGCCUCGUGUAUUGCAUCGCUCGCGCAUUCUUCGCUUCGAUUCCUGGAUAUGAUUCAAGCAUUACGCUCGGACACGCGCCUGCCAGCACUGAUACCAGCUGGCUCUGAGCCGAGAUGGACUGAGGAUUCCACAUACCAUAAUCUGUAUGACGUAGCAAGGAUAGAUCUCCUUGACUACUUUGAAACUCACACCAAAGCCUUGUUGACGGACACCGAUGCUUCUGUUCGCCGCGCGUUUCUGGGAUCUGUGUCCAGUCUAUGCGUGUUUUUCGGUACCAUAAAGACAAACGAAGUAAUCCUAAGCCAUCUCAAUACAUAUCUAAAUGAUCGGGAUUGGAUUCUCAAAUGUGCGUUCUUCGAGGCUGUCGUGGGCGUUGCUGUUUAUGUUGGCACCACCAGCCUGGAGCAGUAUAUUCUACCUCUAAUGGUUCAGUCAAUGACAGAUCCAGAGGAGUUUGUUGUUGAAAGAGUCCUUCGCUCGCUUGCGGCCAUGGCGGACCUUGGUCUUUUCCAGAGACCCACCACUUGGGAUCUUUUACACGCCACUGUGCGUUUCUUAGUACAUCCAAACGCCUGGAUCCGAGAAGCUGCUGUCAGCCUGGUUGUCAAUUCAACCAAAUUUCUAUCCACGGCCGAUAAGUACUCCAUUCUCACCCCCCUCGUUCGCCCGUUCUUAAAGGUGAGUAUCGUGGAUUUCUCCGAAGGAGACAUACUCGAUGCUCUGAAAACUCCACUCCCUAAAGCCUUGUAUGACCAAGCGUUUGUGUGGGCAUCGCAAGCUGAAAAGGGAUUUUUCUGGAAGUCUGUCGGUCGAGAUGGUGCUUCUCUGGGUAGCGUUGAUGCCGCGUUUCAGAAGAGGGCAUCAAAGGCCUUCUCCCUAUCCGCGCAACCUAAAAAUGAUGAGGACGAGCAAUGGAUCGCGAAGCUGAGGGCAUUAGGAUUGACCACUGAGGACGAGUCUAAAUUGCUCGCCUUGAGGGAGCACAUUUGGAGGGUCUCCAUGCGUCAAACCAAGGAUCAUGAGAGCGCAGGGGCUUCGUUGAAUAACGUGGUUGCCUUAAUCGAUUAUGGAGUUACACCCCAAACAGUGUUCUUUGACAAAAGCCAAAACGUCAAGGCGCGAAGAAAUCACGAGAAUCCUGUCGGGAGGCCGCAAUUAACCCGAGCCGAAGAUAGUAAGGCACAUACCAUCGCCGACGCACUGCUUGAUGCCUCCACCACAAUCGACAAUAAUGCAAACUCGCGACGGCGACAUGCACGCACCAAAAGUCAAGCUCAGCAGGAAAUCGAAGCCGCUAUCUCGACUCCGAGGCCGAACAAUAUUGAGGUACUUCGUGCAGAAGACUCUCCCGCAUCUUCCCCUAUCGCGUCGUCGCCAAGUGCAGCGCCGGGAUCUCGCCCAAUGUCGCCCCCUAGCUCUGAUGCUGAGCGCAAGCUACCGGAAGGUAGACGGAGCCCUGGUCAAGAGAGCUCGUCAACGGAGACGGACAACCUUAGUCUGAGGAGAUUGAAAGCUGGGGUGCAGAAAAAAUCGAGUGCGAUAAGUUUGCUCAAUCGCAGGGAUACCGCAAAGGCAUACGCAGAAACAGGGACCAGUUCAGCGAAUGUCUUUGGUAAAAUCGGCGUUCCAGCCCAGAGGGAUGCUAUAUCGCCUGCUCCUCGUGAAAGGAAGCCUGUGGACCUGCAGACGCAUCAGUACCGCGCCAAUCACUCGUACGCAGGGAACGAUCCCAUGAUUCUCAGACUUCUAGACUCUGUAUUUGCGGAGAACUAUCCCACAGAUUUCUUUGACCUUGGUCCCUAUGUCAAAGAGUUGGAUACUCGACGGCCGAUUAUGAAAGCGGACGGCGAUGUGAGCAAAGUCUGGAAACCAACAGGGACGCUGGUGACGCUCUUUGGAGAGCAUAGUGGACCUGUGAACCGAGUGGUCGUUGCACCAGAUCACUCGUUCUUCAUCACCGGUUCCGACGACGGCACUGUCAAAGUAUGGGACACCACACGUUUGGAGAAGAACCUCACACCUCGGUCACGCCAAACGUACCGUCACUCUAGCGACGCCAAGGUGAGGGCGUUAACUUUCGUUGAGAAUACCCAUACAUUCGUCAGCGGUGCCACUGAUGGCAGUAUCCAUGCUGUCAAAGUUGGAUACCACAAUUCCAACGGCACAGUGCGGUAUGGGAAGCUACAGCUUGUGCGCGAGUACCAGCUAUCCACUACAGAUGAUGCGUCGCCUGAGUACGCAGUCUGGAUGGAACACUUCCGCACGGACGCACAGUCAACACUGCUCAUUGCAACGAGCAUGUGUCGAAUCAUCGCUCUAGACAUGAAAUCCAUGCGACCGGUAUACACCUUGCAGAACCCGACCCACCACGGAACCCCUACUUCUUUCUGCUGCGACCGUAAACACAACUGGCUCCUCGUCGGUACGACACACGGAAUCCUUGACCUGUGGGAUCUCCGGUUCCAGGUGCGGCUUAAGGCCUGGGGCCUGUCGGGCUCAGGCCCUAUUCACAGGCUGCAGCUCCAUCCGACCAAAGGCCAUGGCCGGUGGGUGUGCGUCUCCGCAAGUGGCAACCAUGGAAACGAGAUCAUUGUCUGGGACAUUGAAAAGACCAAGUGCCGUGAAGUGUACCGGGCUGAUUCACCCGCACUAGGACACAACCACCCAAACCAGGCAAAGGGCAUUUCAGACAAAGAAAUUGCCAGGCGGUCCCCACCAAAUCUCAAAGACUACGAAGCCUGGCACGUCGAAGGUGACCGCCCAGAAGGCAUGCUCAGCCGCUUCGGAACAGGAACCGUCGAACCACCAUCCGGUUCACCCUCAACGGGUACCUCAUCCGGAACCGGAAUCAACACCUUCAUCGGCGGAUUUGAUUGCCCCGAAGAUGGGAGAGAUAAUAGCACCCGCGUCGGCUUCAUUAUCUCCGGCGGCUGCGACCGCAAAAUCCGAUUCUGGGAUCUGCAUCGCCCAGAUCAGUCUUGUAUUAUCAGCGGUCUGGAUCCCAUCUCCGAUGGAACAGUUACAGGGUCCCCGCGGUACGAGGUAUCCUCGCCCACGCAAUCGCUGACCUUCGCCAUCGAGCACCUACCCAACCCCGGUGCCAACGCGGGUGGUGCAAAAGGGAGUGGUAAGAGGAGCGGCGGGGGACGGCUACCAAGGAGCACAGUGAUAAGCCUCCAGCAGCAGCAGCUUUUGAAGAGCCAUCUAGAUUUUAUCCAGGAUAUUGCAGUGCUAAGGGUACCGUAUGGGAUGAUCAUAAGCGUGGAUCGGGCUGGGAUGGUGUAUGUUUUUCAGUAG